UUUCGGAAUAUAAAUAUCAGUGGUUUGCUGCAAAGCGUUUUCAGUGACAAUCGUCGUGAGGAAAGUGAACGAAAUUGAUGAUAAGUGAGCACGGAGCAAAACUGCUUAGAUAGAGUUAAAUAAAAAAGCAGCUGGAAGCCUUAAAUGUGAAUAAAUCGGCCAAAAGAUGACAUCUUGCAAACUAACUGUAUUAUUUAGUGUGUUUUACUUACACUCAUUGUCUGCGUUUCUUAAUGGAGCACCGUUUGAGACAAGUUCGGAGAAAGCUCUGAGUGCCGAAACGCCCGCUGCCGACGUGGUUUCCACCACUCUCAGUGAGCGCAUAGGGUGGGUGCAAGAAAUGAAGCAAAUUCGGAAACACAUUAAGGAUUGCGUGCAGCAGCAAACGAAAGACUCAAUCUGGAACUGCUUCAAGGUGAGUAGUAUACGCCUAUUCGACGAUAUCAUGUCUUCCAACGUGAUACCUCUCUGGCCCGGUGUUCGUCUGGUACGCUCAAGCGCAUCGACUAAUAUAACGAAUGAGAGUCAGGCAAAGAGUAUUAGUGAAUUGUAUGAUCGUAAGGACCUGCAACACCUCACUUGGUUCGAUCGACUCGCCAUGCGGCUGGCACAAACGCUGACCACGCAUUUUCUACAGGUGAAUCUGCGUGAGCUGACAGAUGCUUACAUGCAAGCACUAGAGAGGGAAGAGAAUAAAAAGCUCAUCUCCGACAACUUAGGCACCGCACGCCAUCGCCGACAACGGUACAAUAUGAUGAUAACGAUGAUGUUUGGAGUCACCGCUCUGGGCGCUGUGCUCGUGCCCAUGGGCUUUCAAAUGCUCUCCAUUGUAAGCGGAAAAGCUUUACUGCUCGCCAAAAUGGCGCUACUACUAGCAUCCAUCAAUGGCCUCAAGAAGUCUUCUCAUUCCUUCCAUUCCUUGCCACAGGUGGCCAACAGCGGCAUCCAUUAUGGCCUCUAUCACGUGCCGGGUGAGCACUACGGCUACUACGAUCGCGGCGAUGCGCCACACCAUCCCAGGCAAGUGGCCAGUUUUGCUGUGGCACAACCAGUCACUGAGGAGCUGGGAUUGGGCAAAUAGCAAUGAGUUCAAUAAUAGAACAUAAAUAGUAAAUA
Ceratitis capitata (Mediterranean fruit fly) is the source of this 1116-nucleotide messenger RNA. RefSeq lists its product as uncharacterized. The coding region runs from base 167 to 1081 and encodes 304 amino acids. Lineage: Eukaryota; Metazoa; Arthropoda; Insecta; Diptera; Tephritidae. The record is from RefSeq and is a predicted model, not a curated record. The transcript has 5 exons.